Messenger RNA from Fomitopsis serialis, 1713 nucleotides. Its product is annotated as N-myristoyl transferase. NCBI's taxonomy places the organism in Eukaryota, Fungi, Basidiomycota, Agaricomycetes, Polyporales, Fomitopsidaceae. The transcript has 8 exons. Bases 1 to 1713 code for a protein of 570 amino acids. Gene Ontology annotation, biological process: N-terminal peptidyl-glycine N-myristoylation. Gene Ontology annotation, molecular function: glycylpeptide N-tetradecanoyltransferase activity. Gene Ontology annotation, cellular component: cytoplasm. The record is from RefSeq and is a predicted model, not a curated record.
AUGGCCCCGUCCCAGAAAGCGAAGGAGAAGCAGGUCGCUGAUUCCGAGGAGGAGCGCCCUGAGGCCGACGACGGCGAGGAGACUGGCUCCGAGGGCUCUGAGGACGAGCCCGAGCCUGCCGGGUCCAGUCUGCCCGAGUCGAGCACACCGUCCACGUCGAGCAAGAAGAAAAAGAAGAAGCGGUCCAAGGCGUUGAAGGCUCUGAAUGCGCUCCGCCCCGGGAACAAGGACGGCAUCCCGGACGCGCUCGUGAGCACUGUGCUGGAGAAGGUGCGCCAGGAGGGCGGCGAGGAGGGCGGGCAGGCGGAUGCUGCGACUGUGCGCGCCGCGCUGGAACAAAUGAAAAUCAAGGAUGUUAUCCAAGGCAAGGCGGGGAUCGGAGGGAAGAACCAGAAGGAUAUGGGCGGACACAAGUUCUGGGCUACGCAGCCGGUCCCUCAGCUUGGUGAGCGCGGACGUGCCUAUGCGAUUGGAGAGGAGGUUCCAACUGCUGAUGGAUACAUCGAGCCGUCUAAGCCACCAGAGGAAGUGCGCCAGGAACCGUACCCUCUUCCGAAGGACUUUGAGUGGACGACAGUUGAUGUCAACGAUCCCGUACAACUACGGGAAGUGUACGAAUUGCUCUCCGGCCACUACGUCGAGGACGACGUCGCGUCGUUCCGCUUCCAGUAUUCUGCGCACUUCCUGCACUGGGCUCUCCAGCCGCCAGGGUACCACAAGGAAUGGCACAUCGGCGUGCGUGUUGCAUCUAACAAGAAACUCGUCGCAUUCAUCUCCGGUGUGCCCAUGACCAUUCGGGUUCGAGAUAACACCUUCCAGGCGAGCGAGGUCAACUUCCUCUGCGUACACAAGAAACUCCGUUCCAAGCGCCUUGCACCAGUACUGAUCAAGGAGGUCACCCGACAAUGUCACUUGAAGGGCAUCUUCCAAGCCCUAUACACGGCGGGCCUCCUCCUUCCCACCCCAAUCUCGACAUGCCGGUACUACCACCGCAUGCUCAACGUCAAGAAGCUCGUCGAGGUCAACUUCACCUCCGUGCCCUCCAACAUGACGCUGGCGCGCCUCAUCCGGCUCAACAAGCUCCCCGAGACGCCCAAGUUGCUCGCGCACGGGCUCCGCGAGAUGGAGGACCGCGACGUGCCGCAGGUGACGGCGCUGUACGGGAGGUACAUGGACCGCUUCGGGAUGGCGCACAUCAUGAACGAGGACGAGAUCCGCCAUGUGCUUCUCAGUGGGCGCGGCGUGGGCCCUACCACGCCCGACAGCUGGAAGACUCCCCGGGAGGAGCAGGUCGUGUGGUCGUAUGUCGUCGAGAACCCGGAGACGCACAAGAUUACGGACUACUUCUCGUUCUCGUUGCUGCCCUCAACGGUGAUGACGACGGACAAGCACAACCUCCUCAAAGCUGCAUACGUCUUCUACUACGGCACGGACGUCGCGUUCCUCGACGGUGCCGAGGAAGACGGGAGGCUCAAGAAGCGCCUCGAGGAGAUCAUCGGGGACUGCCUCGUCAUUGCGAGCCGUUGCGAAUUUGACGUCCUGAACGCGCUGACCCUCAUGGACAACGUUCAGUUUUUGUCAGAUCUCCGGUUCCACACGGGCGACGGCAUGUUAAACUACUACCUGUACAACUGGCGGACCGCUCCUCUGGCAGGAGUGACCACCGUUGGCGGCGUUCCGGCUGGGAAGGGCAUUGGCGUUGUCAUGCUUUGA